Messenger RNA from Elaeis guineensis (African oil palm), 2229 nucleotides. Its product is annotated as peroxisomal membrane protein PEX14. The record is from RefSeq and is a predicted model, not a curated record. Gene Ontology annotation, biological process: protein import into peroxisome matrix, docking. Gene Ontology annotation, cellular component: peroxisomal importomer complex; peroxisomal membrane. Gene Ontology annotation, molecular function: signaling receptor binding. Lineage: Eukaryota; Viridiplantae; Streptophyta; Magnoliopsida; Arecales; Arecaceae.
GUUUGGGUUCUUUGGGUUCUUUUUCGCUCGAGUCUCGACUACGCGCCCCAUUCCUUAGACGUUGCUCUUGACCAUCGCCGUAAGUUCCUCUCUACCUCUCGGCAAUUGGUAGGUCGCUCGGAAGUGGGAAUGUCGACCCAAUCCGGCGCUUCUUCUCCAACUGGUGACAGUCGCCAGAAUCCAGGCCCUGACUUGUCAAAACCAGUGGAGGAAGGUGGACAAGAUAUCAAACAAGAUGUGGCUGCUAAUGAAUCCUUGGGAAGACCAGUUUUUGCAAUCUCAGAACCAGUGAGGGAGGAGCAAGUGCAGAAUGCUAUUAAAUUUUUAUCACAUCCAAAAGUAAGUGGUUCCCCAGUCAUUUACAGGCGCUCUUUCCUUGAAAAGAAGGGGCUAACAAAGGAGGAAAUUGAUGAAGCCUUCCGCCAUGUGCCUGAUCCACCUCCAAAUGUUCCAAGUGUCGAGACUAAUACGGCAAAUCAAGGUGUGCAUCUGCAAGUUCCCAGCCAGACAUUACAACCAUCACCUGCUCCUGUCGGUGGUGUUAUCAUGGCUCCAAGCCUGCAGCAAACCAGGUUCCAUUGGUCCCAUGCUUUUCUUGCUGUUGGGGUCCUUGCUGCUUCAGGAGCUGGAACUGCUUUGUUUUGCAAGAAUGUGAUUAUUCCUAGGUUGAAAAUCUGGAUCCGAAAAGUUGUAGCAGAAGAAAAUGAUGUCAAGAAAGAUGAAAUAUCAAGAUCAGGCCUGGCUGAGGAAGCAGCAGAAGCUGCAAAAGCAGCUGCCUCAGCUGCUGCUAUUGCAGCUAAAGCAAGUCAAGAAUUGUUAAAUGCGAAAAAUGAAGAAAAAGGGUACUUCGAGGCAUUUAUGGGAAUGUUAGAUGUCCAAGUGGAGGAGAUGAAAUCCUUGGGUAAUGCUAUAUGUAAGUUGGAAAGGAAAAGAGAAGUGAUUAAGUCACAAGAUGAGGAUAAAUCAUGGAACAGGACCACUAACAGUUCAUGGAGCAAAUCUCAUGUUAGCCAAUCAGAUCCAAGUGCUUCUAUCACACCUUCAAAGCAUGCAAAAGUAAAUGGUGCUCAGAUGGUGGACUUUGGGGCAGUGAGGCCUUCAUCAGAGCCUGCAUCAAUGGAGCCUACUAUGCCACCUCACCCAAAGUCAUUUUUUGAGAUCAUGGAAAUGGUACAGAGAGGAGAAAAACCUCCUAACAUCAAGGAGAUUAAUGACAUGCCUCCAAACCCUAAUCAGCCUAUACCAAGACCUCUAAUGGCACCUCGAGUCAAGCCAUGGGAAUGCACUCAGCAGGCUCAGCAAAGGCCCAUUGAUGGCCUUCAAUCCCAAGCAAGCAGCCAAGGGGUGAGUUCCGAAGUUAAAGAAGACAACUCUCAGCGGUAUGGGAGAUUUUCUGAUGGUUCAGAGGUUUUGGGGAGAAGGAAGACUGUGAGGAUCACAGAAAUAGAAUCUGAAGCUGACGAACCAAAGCAGUUCUCUCACCGGAUGGGAGCCAACGAGCAUCCAAACUAUCCAGUUUGGGUCCCACCUCAACCACCAUCAAUUGUGAUGCCACAAGCCGCAGCUGCUAUCCGACAGCCAAAGUCAUCCAUUCAGAUCCAGGAGUCUGGUAGUGAGAGGUCUGCAGCUCAUUUUGAUAAUGGGAAACAUCAAGAAGUGAGAGCAUCUGAUCUUGCAGCUGAAUCAGAGAGCUCUGGUAUUGUGGUGACACACAUGAAUCAAGCUGGAAAAGAAGAACAGGAAGUUGGCAUUGAAGUAAUGGGGCCAAACACAUCUGAUCAGUGUUAAUGGAUUUCAAUAUAAAAUCAUGCUCAUAUAUGGAAUCAACAAGGCGACUGGUUUCUCAACAUAUUAAAGAUUUAGCAAUAUAGUUCAUGUGAAUUUAGAUCAUCAAACAAAAAGUAGAUUAGGAAAGAGCAUAAGAGAGUGCAUCUGGAGAACUUCUCUGAAUACCUGUCCUAAUAUUUGAGUUCGUGGCAUCUUCAAUCCCAUAUUAAAGAUCCAAAUUAUUUGCAUUUCAUGUCAGGUAAUUUUGCAUCAAAUGUCUAGAGUGAACCUGUACAAGUGUUUGCUUUUCUUGUGAAGCUUGGAGAACUGCUGGCCUCAACUAAGUUUAUCUGUACAAGAUAUAGCAGUCUAAUUGUAAAUUGAGUUUCUAACCAACCUUAAUGCUUAUCUUUCCAUGUUAUCAUAUGGAGGCAGGCUCUGAUGCGAGCUGUCUUGCUUUGG